This is a messenger RNA of Callorhinus ursinus (northern fur seal), 1227 nucleotides long. The record is from RefSeq and is a predicted model, not a curated record. Lineage: Eukaryota; Metazoa; Chordata; Mammalia; Carnivora; Otariidae.
AUAAAGCUGACAAACACUGGGAUGCUGCCUUCACUUGGGACUGAUCGCUAAAGGAUCCAGAAGGGGAAUCCCAGCCCUGGGGAGGCUGGUGCAGGGAUUCUGAGGGCCUGGUUGGCUUUGACAGGUUUCAGAGUGGGCUAGUGGCUGAUCAGGUGGCGUUGGGCGCAGAUACUGGGAAGAGGAGGCCAUCUAAUCGCCUUUUCAAAGCUGGGGCCUGAGAGUAAGUAGAGGGAGAAAACUACAACUCCCAGAAACCCCUGCUCCCGCCCAGCCAAGGAUAGUUGCUAUGGUUUCAGAAAACAAUAUGGCUGCUCCCAGCUGGGAGGAGAGUCUCCGGAUGGGAGAGGCAGAGGCAGGUCUGGUCGCCCUCAGCGGCGAGAGAAGAGGCGCCUGAGGGAUCGUGAGGUUGGGGCUGGACGCUGCACGGCUGGAACGGCCUUGCCUUGCCGAGGGUGCUGAUGGCGGGCAGCGUGGACGAGGAGGCGCUGCACCAGCUGUACCUGUGGGUAGACAACAUUCCUCUGUCCCGACCCAAGCGAAAUCUCUCCAGGGACUUCAGUGACGGAGUCCUGGUUGCAGAAGUCAUCAAGUUUUACUUCCCCAAGAUGGUGGAGAUGCACAAUUAUGUCCCUGCCAGCUCUCUCCAACAGAAGCUCAGCAAUUGGGGUCACCUAAACAGGAAGGUGCUGAACAAACUGAACUUCUCCGUACCGGAGGAUGUGAUGCGCAAGAUCGCGCAAUGCGCGCCGGGCGUGGUGGAGUUAGUGCUCAUUCCGCUGAGGCAGCGCCUGGAGGAGCGGCAGAGGCUCAGGAAGCAGCGCACCAGCAACUUACAGGAGCUGGCUCCCCAGGAUGGCACUGGCUACAUGGAUGUGGGUUUGUUCCAGAAGGCCCGAGGGGAAGAUGCCCCAGACCCCCAGGGAGGGGGGCAGCUCAGGUAAGGAAGCUGGGACCGGCCGCCCGCGCCCCGGCCUCCGGGAUAUAGCCAGGCAGUGCAGGGCGACCCAAGCUUCGUCCUCCAGAUCGCUGAAAAAGAGCAGGAGCUGUUGGCCUCGCAGGAGACCGUGCAGGUCCUGCAGAUGAAGGUGAGGCGCUUGGAGCACUUGCUUCAGCUCAAGAACGUGCGCAUCGACGACCUCUCCCGGCGGCUCCAGCAGGCAGAGCGUAAGCAGCGGUGAGCGGCGGCCCGGGCCGCGCGGGGACGCCCCAGUACCCGCCAGAGCCCAG